Ambispora gerdemannii is the source of this 903-nucleotide messenger RNA. The record is from the annotation of a GenBank genome assembly. NCBI's taxonomy places the organism in Eukaryota, Fungi, Glomeromycota, Glomeromycetes, Archaeosporales, Ambisporaceae.
AUGCGAACAUUAAAAAUUUUUGAUAAACCAAAACUCCCACAAAUUGAUAGCAAUGCAGUUCAACAGGCUCUCGACGCGUUCGACGGACGUUCUCUUCCAAUCACCAACGACGAAGCAACAGACAGUCUCGUUAAAAACUUUUUAACCGAACGCCAAGCUCUCAGAAAAUUAUUUAUCAAAAGUGUGACAAUUAGUAAACUUUCUGCUGAUUUGACAAAAAAAAUAGUACUUUAUAUUGAAACUUUUUCGUCCUCGGAAUUGGAAAAUGAAACUUUCUCGUCCUCAGAAUUGGAAAAUAAAAUGUAUGUUCUUAUGAAAUCAGCCAAUCGUAUUGCCGACGAUGCUAGAGAGCUUGCUGAAAAAUAUGCAAGUUUUUUACAAAGCUUAAUCGAUAUUUCGGAACAAAGCAGUAGACAAAAUAAUGAAAACCAAAAUGUAAUAUUACAAAGAAAUUCGAUUAUCGCCCUUGGAGUUCUAACGGUACUUUCUGUACCAUUAACAGCUGGCUUUAGUCUGAUUAUGACCCAGGUAGUAAGUUCCGGUUUGAUUGCGGCCGAGGUAGCAGGUGCUAGUUUUUUUGCAUUCUUGGGUGCAAAAGCUGAAAAGAAAAAAAAUAAACGUGAGGUACUUGAAUCUUUGAUUAAAAAAAUAGAUAUCUCUUAUGGAAAUGUAAAACAAUUCGAAAAUGUAUGGAGACAUUUAGCUGACGAAGCUAUACUUCAAAAGGAAAAUAUUAAAGAAGAAAUAGAUAGUAUAGAGGAAUCUGACACUGAUAAUUUUAUUAUCACUGAAAAGAAAGCAAACGACUUAAAAUUGAAAUGGGAAGAGAUGUAUGACAUAUUUAAAUCAUAUGCAACCAAUGUUCAAGAGCAAUUAGAUAGCACUGAUAUUUUUGUACAUUAA